Messenger RNA from Dryobates pubescens (Downy woodpecker), 3892 nucleotides. RefSeq names its product guanine nucleotide-binding protein G(q) subunit alpha. Lineage: Eukaryota; Metazoa; Chordata; Aves; Piciformes; Picidae. The coding region runs from base 20 to 1099 and encodes 359 amino acids. Gene Ontology annotation, molecular function: G protein-coupled receptor binding; guanyl nucleotide binding; GTPase activator activity. The transcript is spliced from 7 exons. The record is from RefSeq and is a predicted model, not a curated record. Gene Ontology annotation, cellular component: heterotrimeric G-protein complex. Gene Ontology annotation, biological process: phospholipase C-activating dopamine receptor signaling pathway; adenylate cyclase-modulating G protein-coupled receptor signaling pathway; action potential.
UCUGAACCAGUUAGGAAGAAUGACUCUGGAGUCCAUCAUGGCGUGCUGCCUCAGCGAGGAAGCCAAGGAAGCCCGGCGGAUCAACGACGAGAUCGAGCGGCAGCUGCGCCGGGACAAGCGGGACGCUCGCCGGGAGCUGAAGCUGCUGCUGCUGGGCACGGGAGAGAGUGGCAAAAGCACGUUUAUCAAGCAGAUGAGAAUCAUUCAUGGAUCAGGUUACUCUGAUGAAGACAAAAAGGGCUUUACAAAACUGGUGUACCAGAAUAUAUUUACAGCAAUGCAGGCCAUGAUCCGAGCCAUGGAUACCCUCAAAAUCCCAUACAAGUAUGAACAUAACAAGGCUCAUGCGCAGUUAGUUCGAGAGGUUGAUGUAGAGAAGGUGUCAACUUUUGAGAACCCUUACGUAGAUGCAAUAAGAAGCUUAUGGAACGACCCUGGAAUUCAGGAGUGUUACGAUAGACGACGGGAGUAUCAGUUAUCAGAUUCAACUAAAUACUAUCUUAAUGACUUGGACCGCAUAGCAGAUUCCACCUAUCUGCCAACUCAGCAAGAUGUUCUCAGAGUUCGAGUCCCAACAACAGGGAUCAUUGAAUAUCCUUUCGACUUGCAAAGCGUCAUUUUCAGAAUGGUGGAUGUAGGAGGCCAACGAUCAGAAAGAAGAAAAUGGAUACAUUGCUUUGAAAACGUCACAUCUAUCAUGUUCCUAGUAGCGCUUAGUGAAUAUGAUCAAGUGCUUGUGGAGUCAGACAAUGAGAAUCGAAUGGAAGAAAGCAAAGCACUGUUUAGGACAAUUAUCACAUAUCCAUGGUUCCAGAACUCUUCAGUCAUUCUGUUCUUAAAUAAAAAAGAUCUCUUAGAGGAGAAAAUUAUGUACUCCCAUCUAGUUGAUUAUUUCCCAGAAUACGAUGGACCACAACGAGAUGCACAAGCAGCACGAGAAUUCAUCCUGAAGAUGUUCGUGGACCUAAAUCCAGACAGUGACAAAAUUAUCUACUCCCACUUCACAUGUGCUACAGACACAGAGAAUAUCCGCUUCGUCUUUGCUGCUGUCAAGGACACAAUCCUACAGUUAAACCUGAAGGAGUACAACCUGGUCUAACUGUGCCUAAGAGGCCCUACAAAACCAACUUCAUGUGAUUGAAGAUACUCCAGAGGGACUGUAUUAUCUGUGAAAACAAUUUGCAUAAUACUAAUUUAUUGCCGGCCUGGACUCUGUGAGUGUCCACAGAGUUUGUAGUUAAUAUUAUGAUUUUAUUUAAACUAUAUUGAGGAAAAACAAAAGAUGCUGAAGUACAGUCACAGCACAUUUCCUCAUUUUUUUAGGCACAACCUUGUGACUCAAAUGUAUUUUAAAUUCUCAGUUGUGCAUUUACAAAGGAUAGCAGUUUUUUGCUAUUGAAGCAAAAUUAAACUGGUUUCUUCUUUCCCUGUCCCUUUCUCUCUCCCUUCUUCCCCUUCACCCUUACCAUUUACAAGGUACCAUGGCCUUUUUUUUCCCUUUUUUCCAGUUGCAUUCCUGGGUGAAAUACAUUCUGUUGAGUGUUUCAGUCAGGCAAAUGCUAUCGUCAGAAUCUAAGUCAUCAAUCAUUCUAAUUUUACAGUAUGUGCUUUCUCUGAAUAAUCAAAAGUGUUGAUACUGUAGUUUCUAAAUUCUUGACAUGGGUAUCUUCAUUCUGUCUUCACUUUUGAGACUAUAAUAUUGGGAUUGCUAAACAGAAUUACAGACUUCUAAGGAUAUUAAAUUUAGCCUUAUUUUCACAGUUCAGGAAGGGGCAGAGAAGACAGUAAUGAAAUAGUUAAGACACAACCUGGGAUGUAUGUGUAGUAUGUUAGAAUCUUUUUUUAAUUGCCAUGUGCCAUUUUUUUCUCUCUUCUUUUAUUCACAAAUGCCAAAUAGAAAUGUCAUAGACACUACGUUUUCCCCAGUGGCUACAGCCUGAAACAGUGGGGGUGUUUUUUUCAGUUGUGUGGGAUUUUUUUCUUAAGUUAGAGCUUUUUUAAGUGUUCUUUUUCCACAGCAGAAAAAUUAUUUUUAUUGUAUAAAAUGAUUGUUGCCAAACCUGGCUUUUUAUAAAACCAAUGCUCUUGAAACAGAAGAUACUGAUUGAAACGCCAAACUGAUGGGUUGGGAGCUGAUCUGAAUGAGUCAACUGCCAAAUGAUAAACAACCACAGUUUCAGCUUGUGUGUUCCCUUUUUUAGAAACUGUUCCAUUUUCUAAUGCCAAAACCAAGUGUGAGUGAAUAUGCUAUGAGGUGCACCAUGUACACACAUGUGGUCUACUAAUUUACAGACAGCUUAUAUCUCUCCUUAUGUCAAACAUGGCAUAAGAUUGUUUUCUGUAAUAUCAAGGCACCAUUAGUUGUAAAACAAGAAAACUGUUUGUGAGAGAUCACUUUUAGGAACCUUUCUUUACAAGGUUGCUUGUUAAUUGAUUCUCAGACAUAUGAUAGGCUUUUAUUCGAAACAGUCUCUCAGAGCUCUUUAGAAAAGAUACAUCAAUGCAAGCGAAACAGUGAGAAAAAUUCUCUUGGAAUUUAAAUGUGCAAUUUUUUUAACAACAGAAAUGCAGCACACAUUGAUGAGCCUUUAUUCUGCAGCUUAGGUGGAAAGGUGUUUUUUGACUGGGUCCAAGAUUGCCAGCAAGUUUGAGAAAACUCAGGAGUUGAGACAUGAUUGGAUCAAUUACCUGCAAUGCCAAGUAGCAAUAGAGUACAUGUAACACAGAAAUUGCUGCCUCAUAAGCAGCAUAUGGGAGGUGGUAAAGAGAAUGGCUUGUUAGUUGUUUACCAAAGUUAGCGAUAAAUACUAAUGAGGCAUUUUUCAUCCUUAACCCUUCCAACUCCAAAACAACAAUAAUAAGAACAGUUGCUAAUUUUGACUCCCUCUUAAAACACCUUGUAAUUUAAAACUGGUUGUAGGUAUAGUGCAAUUAUGAAUGCUAUAAUCAUUGUACAUACAUCUAUAUAUAUAUAUAUAUGGCAGCAUCCAUAUUGGCUUUGUAAUCAUUAAUUUUUGGCAAAUUGAAUGUGCUGUAUUGAUAUGUAUCUAUGUAAUUGUAUGUCUUAUAGCUAAUUCACAUUUUAAAUAAUGUUAUUUUAUUUACUUUUUUUAAGAGAGAAGAAUGUAAAUUUUGUCAGUUUAUUUCUGACUAGGGAUUUGUUGUUUUUUAUUUUACAAAAGAAAAAAAAUUACUGUAGUACAGAGUGGUACUAGCAUCGUGCUGUAUAAAAUCAUUUGCACAUUCCUGAGUAGAAUAUGGAAACACCCAUAUUGAGGCCAUUCACAUACAAAGUAAUGCUUAAAUCUUGUCAGGGCUUUAAGCAAGUGUAGAAACAAGUCUUAUUAGAAGAACGUACACCUUUGUAUCUAGGAUUGGAACACAAGCUUUUAAUUAUAAAUUUAAUUUAUUUUUGGCAGAUUCACUUUAGGUUACUCUUCUGAUGGGCUUUAAUAGGAAAGUAAAUUUAGAGGCAUUUCAAAGCAUUGUACAUAAGUACUAAACAGCAUACACUGUUGCCCUGAAAACACCAUGAAGAAUUACGGAACAUCAGAUCAGUCAAACAGUCUUUCAGAAACGGCAGAAAUCUUAGAUAUAUAAUAACAACCUGUAGCAACAACAACCAUCAAAAAGUCACUUUUAUUAAUGAUUUUAAGGAGUUAAGGUGUUCUAUUUAAUAAAGCUAAAGCAGAUAGAUCUAGCUUAUAAAAAGCAACACUGACAUUCUGAAUAGGGGAUCAGAGCAGUAACUCUUGCACACAGCAUAACAAAAUUGGUCCUAAACUUGCUAUAAAUGCAUCAGAGCUGCUGUUUUCACAGUGCCAGUGUUGACAAUAUCUCUUCUUUUAACCUGGGAAUACAUUGCCUGUGCUGGAUUCAGUGCGGUAAAUGG